Oncorhynchus tshawytscha (Chinook salmon) is the source of this 3233-nucleotide messenger RNA. It is a transcript of the gene pdxp, whose product is annotated as pyridoxal (pyridoxine, vitamin B6) phosphatase. The transcript has 2 exons. Gene Ontology annotation, cellular component: cytoplasm. Bases 437 to 1372 code for a protein of 311 amino acids. Lineage: Eukaryota; Metazoa; Chordata; Actinopteri; Salmoniformes; Salmonidae. The record is from RefSeq and is a predicted model, not a curated record. Gene Ontology annotation, molecular function: phosphatase activity.
GCGGUGACGUCCCUGGAACCGGGACACAUUAUACCUCUACCAAUGUGGUUUAGCCGCUCAUUAACUGUAACGGGCAAGUUUCACUGUUUUGACUGUCUCCGCAAGUUGUCAGGAGAGUUACAUGUAACUCAAUGUUGUAAACGGUAAUCGCCGGUCAAUAGGCCAAAUGGUUAAAGAGGAAGCGCCGUGUUAUUGCAAAAUAUGCUUGGUGGGUGGGUCUUAAAUGCCAGCGCCAAUGAAACGAAUAGAAUGAGCUGUAUAAAAGACGGGGACGUUUCAGUUUCAUGUAAUAUAAUAGCCAUUUAUCACCGUUGUGCAAAAGUGUGGUGGAACUAGAAUUACAGGGAACUGUCGUAGUUCGUUCUAUUUGAGUGGCGUAAUCAUAUAUUUCUGUAGACAACUACGCGCGAGGUUGUUCCUCAACGCAUCGUUCAGAAUGGCUGGGCUGGUGAGUAGCAGAGGGUGUCACAAAAUCAGGGGUUCCCAAAUAAGAGAGCUCCUCGACUCCAAGCUCAACGUCCUUUUUGAUUGCGACGGAGUCAUCUGGAAUGGCGAAACGGUAGUGGCAGGCGCGCCAGAAGUGGUGACGCUACUGAAACAGCAAGGCAAAAAGGUAUUUUUCAUCACCAACAACUGUACUAGGCCCAGAGCGAGCUACGUGACGAAGUUUAUCCGGUUGGGCUUCACUGAUGUCGCAGAGGAGGAGAUCUUCAGCUCGGCAUACUGCUCUGCGGCUUAUCUGCGAGACGUGGCGAAGUUGCAGGGUAAGGUGUAUGUCAUAGGGUGCCAGGGCGUUGUGAUGGAGCUACGGGAGGCUGGGGUUCCCAUAGUGGAGGAGGACACUAACGCACCCACUGGGACCAUUUACGACUACCCGUUGGACCCAGAAGUAAAGGCAGUGCUUGUGGGAUAUGACGAGAAAUUUGAUUUCAUAAAACUGGCCAAAGCCUGCUGCUACUUACAGAAUACUGAGUGCCUGUUUCUGGCCACUGACCCUGACCCUUGGCACCCACUGCGAGGAGGCAGAAUAACACCAGGUUCAGGAAGCCUCACGGCCGCUGUGGAGACAGCCAGCAGCAGGAAAGCCACGGUGAUCGGGAAGCCCAGCUGCUUCAUGUUCGAGUGCAUCGCCAGCCAGUUCAACCUGGACCCCGGCCAGUCCCUCAUGGUGGGUGACCGCCUGGAGACUGACAUCCUGUUUGGGGCUAACUGUGGCCUGGACACCAUGCUCACCCUGACCGGAGUGUCCACUCUAGAGGAGGCGCACGGCUACAAGGACAGUGACGACCCCGAGCGGAAGGACUUCGUGCCAGAUUACGUGGUGGAGACCAUUGCCGAUUUCAUUGAAGCGUAUGAAGAGGAGGAAGGCUGAGGAGGACUAUAGAAAGAGGAGACCCCUGAAGCUGUGCCUGAGAGACCUGGGUCAUGUUCAUUAGAGUACGCAACGGAAAGCGUUUUAAACCGCUUUGCAACGGAAAGUGAAAAUCCCCUCCCUGUUUCAAUCCAUUUGGUGCCUAAUGAACACGACCCUGGAUAUAUCAGAAAAGUGAUUAGUUUGGUGGUGUUAUAAGCAGUCAUUUGUAAAGCCUGUGAUGUGUUAAUAGUGCUUGCGACAGGCAUGCUGUGCUUUUUAUGCCGAUAAUCUUUGUCAUGAGGCAUGUAAAGAUGUGGCAUAACAUUUUGGAAAUGUUUUUGCAAUUUACAUGCUUAUGGCAAGUGAUAAUGACAUUGACCAGGAUGCAAUCAGAGAUGCGUUGUAGACGAGCCCAUUUCACUACAAUGAAGAUCGCGUUCACGGUAAAACGCUGAAGAUGUCGACUCAUGAGGAAAUUAUCUUUUAAAUGUCAAGCACUGUGCACUUGUAUACAACAUGUCUUUGAUUGAGUCCAGGCUAUUGUGUAGUAUUUUGGAAAGCUUUAUGAAUGGUGGCAUAAGACCACCUGGAACAUUAUAUACUGACACCAAUAAUGCAGUGUGAGACUCCACCUGGUUGUAGUUCCUAGUGUUCAUUAUUUGGGACAUUUAUUGGUGUAGUAGGAAUGUCUUUGGUUGUACUGUAGUAUAUCAUAGACGUCACCAUAUGAGCCCAAUAUACAAGCUGUUCUAUUUUCCUUGAGACCAUCCAGUGUUGAACUGGAUAGGGAUCCAUCAAAGCGAAUCAUAACACCCAACGUAAAUGGACUGAAGUCAUCUAAACCCACAGAACCAACUGUGCUGUUCCACAGUCAAAACAUAAGAUAACGUAAGAUAACGUAAGCUGAAAGCUUCCCUUGCAGCACCUUCAUCUUUAGUAUACCAAACCAAAUACUGUGUUAGGUUUGAAUCCAACAACUGGUAUACCAAACCAAAUGUUGUUUUUGGAGCCAACUGUCCAACAUUUAGCUCUGGAUAUAUGGAAAUAGGGCUGGAGAAUUGGUUUGAUGGAAAUAUGGAUAAAAUACUUGGUUUGAUAUUGGUUAGUUUUCCCACCAAGUCAAACCUUUGUUCAUUUGUGCCAGCAGCCUUGCUGUAGUUUUGGAUCCUUUGGUCAAUGAAUCCUUGACUGACAAAUAUGACAUGGAAAUUGUUCUCACUUUUCACCUUUCUAAAGAACAGAGCAUACGAGUGGUCCUGAAUUGAUCAUUACCAACAAUGAAAUGUGUAGGACUGUAUGUAGAUCUAAUUACCUUUUGAUAAGCCUUCUACUGAUCUAUUCUACAAGUAAUAAUAUUUGGAUAGAACUUCAAGUGAUACCAAUGUUCAAUGAACUGAAAUGUGAAUUUGCUGUGGAAAAUAUUCUACAGUAGUUUGGUAUUUGAAAGUCAAAAAGGAACUAGUAUGUUCCUUAACCAUACCACUGUAGAAUGUUAAGUUGCUGAAAUGUUAACUAUUAGGUGUAUUUGGGAACUGGAUUUUAAAUGUUUUUUUUAUUGACAGGUGGUUAUUAACCUGAAGAAGGGUGUGUGGAUUUCAGUCAGGGUAAUAACAAGAAUGGCAGACAAACAUUAUUUUAAUUGAGGGUAUCACCAUUUUUUUAUCAGUCUUUUUACUUAGCUGGAGGUUGUGCUAGAAUUUUAUUGUAAGACUUAAGACACAUUUUCAUACUGUAGAUGAAGUACCUAUUUCAAUGGAAUGCCAACCUGUUUUGUAUGAACUUCAUAGACAUUCUGCAUAUUGUGAAUUAGGUUUGUACAUUACUUAAUGUAGUGUACAAUUGCAUUUAGUUUUUUAAUUAAAACUCUUGCUUUGUAUAA